CAAGUAAAGGCUGCAGUCGAUAAGCUGGAAGCAACAUCCGAAGCCAUCUUUAACGAAUUGCAAAACUUUCAUCAAAAUACAACAGCUGAUUACGUGACAGAGAUAUGUAAUCAUGCCAGAAAAUUAUUCUCAAAAGUCAAAGAAGAUAUAACUGGAUUGCAAAAAACUUUUCCUCUAUCGGAUUAUUACAGGUAUGCCGAUCACUGGCAUCACAUCAUGCAAAAUUUAGUAUUUCAAUGUAGUUUAAUUAUCUAUAUGGAAGAAGAUACUUUAGUAACGCGGGAUCAAGUUGCGCAAUUACUGGGAGUAAGUACGGACAAAGCUGAUGGUUUCCAUAUUACCCUCGAAGAUUACUUACAAGGAGUAUUAUUAUUGCCCGCGGAAUUAACAAGGAUUGCUGUCAACUGUGUAAUCCACGAAGAUUAUCAGCGACCUAUUAAAAUAGCUUCCUUUUUGUCACAACUUAAUGCUGCUUAUAAAAUGUUAAAUCUAAAAAAUGAUGCAUUAAGGAGAAAAUAUGACGGAUUGAAAUAUGAAGUAAAAAAGGCUGAGGGCAUCGUUUACGAUAUGAAAAUAAGGCGAUUAAUACCGUCAUCAUAG
Trichoplax adhaerens is the source of this 600-nucleotide messenger RNA. RefSeq lists its product as uncharacterized. Gene Ontology annotation, biological process: RNA metabolic process. Gene Ontology annotation, molecular function: single-stranded DNA binding; sequence-specific DNA binding; RNA binding. The record is from RefSeq and is a predicted model, not a curated record. Gene Ontology annotation, cellular component: nucleus; cytoplasm. NCBI's taxonomy places the organism in Eukaryota, Metazoa, Placozoa, Uniplacotomia, Trichoplacea, Trichoplacidae. The transcript is spliced from 5 exons. The annotation marks the transcript as partial.